UAGUCGAGACGCGGCCACUUGUCAUUCUUCUCUUUUUAUGCACGUUGGUCGACCCGAUGUCGUCUGUCACUCACUACUCGAUUCCUGAAGAGAUGGAGGAAGGUUCAGUCGUUGCUAAUUUGGCGGCCGAUUUGGGUUUAGAAGUGCAGACGCUCAACAAGAGGAAAAUGCGCAUCGAUGGUGCAGCAAAUAAAAAAUAUCUAGACAUCAACAAAGACACGGGAGAGCUCUUUAUUUUGGAGAGAAUAGACAGAGAAUUGCUGUGCACCUUCAAAACAACUGCGUAUUGCUCUCUGAAAUUGGACGCAACGAUUGAAAAUCCCAUUCGCAUGUUUAACAUUGAAGUGGAAGUCACGGAUAUUAAUGAUAACGCUCCUCAUUUUCGAAGAGGGACCAUGCAUUUGGACAUUUCCGAAUCCAGCCCGGUUGGAGAGAGGUUCUCCCUGAAUAAUGCAGUGGACCCCGAUGUUGGGGCCAAUUCUGUGCAAAAUUACCACCUGAGCUCGAGCCAACAUUUUAAUAUCGAAAUUCAGACUGGGAGAGACGGCACCAAAUUUGCAGAUUUAAUUCUUACAAAGGUGCUGGACAGAGAGCAGCAGGCUGUUCAUCAUCUUAUCCUCACUGCAGUGGAUGGUGGCGUUCCCACACGCACGGGCACGGCCAGCAUCAUUGUUCGAGUCCUGGACGUCAAUGACAACGUCCCUUUAUUUGACAAAGACAAAUACUUUGUAGAAGUGAUGGAGAACUCCCCUAUUGGCAGUCUGGUGAUUCAAUUAAAUGCCACUGAUUUAGAUGAAGGCUCCAAUUCGGAUGUGCUCUAUUCUUAUAGUUUAUACACGUCAGAAAGAACACAGCAUGUGUUUACUUUAAAUCAAGAAAAUGGAGAAAUCAGAGUGAAGGAGAUGAUUAAUUAUGAAGAUUUGAAAUAUUAUGAAAUGGAAGUUAUCGCAAGCGAUAAGGGGCUCAACCCGUUAUCUGGCCAAUGUAAGGUGACGAUACAGGUGACAGAUAUGAAUGACAACCACCCAGAAAUUUCCAUCAAGUCCUUUCAAAGCCCGAUUAAAGAAAACAUACCUGUAGACACUGUGAUAGCAGUUGUGAGUGUGAGUGAUAAGGACUCCGGCAAUAAUGGAGUGGUGGAUCUUCACAUUCCAAAUAACAUGCCAUUUAAAUUGAGGGAGUCGCCCGAUAGCUUAUAUAAAUUAGUUGUUUCGGAGCCAUUAGACCGUGAGAAGGUUCCAGAAUAUGACAUCACCUUCACCGUCACCGACAGGGGCUCCCCUCCUUUAAGUGACAAUGAAACCAUGACUUUGCAUCUGCUGGAUGUAAAUGAUAAUGCGCCACACUUCCCUCAGUCCUUUUAUACCAUACGUGUGAUGGAGAAUAACGCCCCUGGCGCCUUGCUCAGCUCCCUCAGUGCCUUUGACCCCGACCUCCAUGAGAACCAGUACCUAGUGUACUUCAUCUUGGAGAAGGAGAUAGCCAACACCUCCAUGUCCAUGCUCUUCUCCAUCAAUCCAGAGAACGGCAACCUUUACGCACUCAAGACUUUUGACUAUGAGAUGGAGAAGGACUUCCUCUUCCACAUCGAGGCCAGAGACUCUGGUUCUCCUCCGCUCAGCAGCAACGUGACCGUCCACAUCAUCAUCGUGGAUCAGAAUGACAACACCCCGGUUAUCGUCUCUCCGUGGCGAGCGCACGGCUCCGUAGUGGAGGAGAAGAUCCCCAGAUCCACAGAUAAAGGCUCCCUGGUGGCCAAGGUGAUAGCCUUGGACGUGGAUUCCGUGCACAACUCUCGCGUCACCUACCAGUUCCUGCAGGUGACCGACGCCUCUUUGUUCAGUCUGGACCAGUACAACGGGGAGAUCCGCACCAUGAGGAUGUUCAGCUACAAAGAUUCUCGUCACCAGAGACUGGUGGUUGUUGCCAAGGACAACGGGGAGCCCGCUCUCUCCGCUACGGUCACCAUCAAGCUGUCCACGGUGGAAACGGCCGUGAAGGCUUACUCGGACAUGACCGAGGUACCGCUGGAAUACGACAUCUUCUCGGACCUCAACCUGUAUUUGGUCAUCGGUCUAGGCUCGGUGUCCUUCCUGCUGCUCAUCACCAUCCUGGUCACCAUCGUGCUCAAGUGCCAGAAGGUCAAGCCCAGCAAAGCGGCUCCUCCCUGCAGGAACAGCGUGAUCAGCGAGAGGAACUCCACCAUCGCAGAUUCCACUCUGGUGUCCAACGACGCCUACUGGUACAGUCUGUUCCUAGCAGAGACCAGGAAAGGAAAACUGGUGGUCAGGCAGCCCAUGCCGAAGGGCUCAAGGUACAUUGUGUCCAGUAUUCCCAGGAGCACAGGCAUGUCUGAAACUAGUGGCUCGGCCCCUUCCACCUUGCAGUACCCUAAAUGAGGGAAGGCCACCCUGCAACUUGGAGGCAUCCACAACCAGGAGCACUCGAUCCACAUGAAGGCCAGAACUCCCCACCUGCAUAUCCGACAAAUCGAGAUGGGAGUACCUAAGAGGAAAAGAGAGAACCCUGAAUUGACAUCACGCUCAUACCCGUCAUGCUCAGCCCGGAUCCUCAUACUUGACACCCACUGAAUGCUGCCGCGUCAAUGAGGAAACAACUCCCACUCCUUGUAAUCCCCUCCAUCUGUACUCUUUAAGCACAUGAAAAGCCAAUUUAAGCCUUUUUGAUAAACUCUUCAAUGUGUACGGUAUGACCGCGUGGCUUCAAAUACGCUUCAUCUCUAAAAAUAUGUCACAAGAAAUGUGAUUUGCCAAGAAAUGUGUGAAUAGUCCAAAAAGCCCCAAAAAAAGGGACAAUAUGAGUGUGCAAUGAAAAGUGGAAAUGCCAAAAGGAGACUCUUGCUUUGUCGAAAUGAUCGCCCAUCAUGUGUACAGUAUUUAAAAUUUUUCUCCAUUUUGUCUUUUGCAUUUUCUGUAUUAAUGGCAAUGGAAACGGCACAGUAUAUCCAAUGUUUAACACAAAAAAAACCAUGCGGUUUGUAGGAAUUAAAUCUGAAUUUUAUAAAUAGUAAUUUCAGGUUUUGUAAAUGAUGUUGUGAGCAAAGGCGACUGAUGAAUGAGUGUGCAGAAUGAUUCAGGUGACUUAAUCAACCUAUUGUCGUGAGGAUUUAAGGAUACUCUGGGCAAGAACUAAUGCACUAGCACAUUGAUUACAAUUAGCGGUGCUCAAGAUAUUCGUGGUUAAACUGACCCCCUUCUUGCUUAUCGUCAAAACUGGUUGGAAAUGAUGGCAACUUAUAGCGGAUUGAAGUGUCUUCUGCCCUUGUACAUUCUAAGGGUUAAAAAUUGGCCACUGUAACUGUAAUGUGGUAUCAACUCUUACUGCAAAACGAUCUCCUGUAACGCACUUGACUUGUUAGGUUAACAAAUGCGGGAGAGUGAUGCCUUUUGUCAGUGUUCACCUGCUUUCACUUUUUUUUGUGUUGCAUGGAAUAUCGGUCAUAGAUUUUUAGGGCGUGUACAACUCAUUUUCUGUGUCAUCAACAAUUGUGCUCUCAGAACAAAAUAGAAGUGGGGCAAAAAGAAGAGGAACAGGACAGUUGUGUACAGUGUUUUCCUUUUGAUCACGGUUCUGAAUAUGAAUUACUCAACCAUAGACGAUAAGACUCUCCUUGUAGAUACACUGUAUGUCAUAUUGUUUACUUUUGUCAUUUAAGAAGACAAAUUGUGGAUGUCGCCGACCAUCAGCACUGUUUGACGUAGUGUAACACGAUACAAUAUAUACAAAAUAUUUACAGUACUGCAAUUGUGUAUUUGUCACACAAAUGAAAGCUGUGCUCGAGUGUAUUACUGACAACUCGACCUGCGAUACAAUACGGAAAGUCUUUACAGAGAACCAUAGGUACCACAUUUAUUUUUAUUAUUUUAUUAUUAAAAGGCCUUUUCCCACUUCUGGACUGAAGAUAACCGCAUCAAAUCAGGAGUGCAAACAAUUAUUAGAAAUGCAAUUUCAAUAAUGCUGUCGUCCUCAUCAUUGCAGUGCUAAUCACAUCAACUACAGUAAAUAUUAAAUUGAUAUUGUGCAGUCAAACACUAGCACAGCUUACAUGUAUAAAGGUGUAAUGUUUUACAGGCAAAUACAUCAAGUAAGUGCAUUUGUACAGUGGUGCUUUGACUGUGAGAUACAAUAGUUGUGUGUUUGUAAUGUGAUCAUAUCUUAUGGCAGACAAAAUAAAAACAUGGAAACUAAUUAAA
Hippocampus zosterae (dwarf seahorse) is the source of this 4214-nucleotide messenger RNA. RefSeq names its product protocadherin alpha-C2-like. Gene Ontology annotation, molecular function: calcium ion binding. Lineage: Eukaryota; Metazoa; Chordata; Actinopteri; Syngnathiformes; Syngnathidae. The record is from RefSeq and is a predicted model, not a curated record. Gene Ontology annotation, cellular component: plasma membrane. Bases 57 to 2399 code for a protein of 780 amino acids. Gene Ontology annotation, biological process: homophilic cell-cell adhesion. The transcript is spliced from 3 exons.